Molecule: messenger RNA, 1563 nt
Organism: Neltuma alba
Lineage: Eukaryota; Viridiplantae; Streptophyta; Magnoliopsida; Fabales; Fabaceae
Product: GABA transporter 1-like
Exons: 6
Coding region: 34-1551 (505 amino acids)
Source: RefSeq, a predicted model, not a curated record
AAAUCAGAGAGAGAGAGAUUGAAGCAAAUUAAGAUGAUGGAAACAGCGGUUCCUCAUAGCUCUGUGACAGUGGAAGAAGUGCCUGCAAGUAACAAGGAAAACGGCCAUGUCGUCAAGCCCUCUGAUCCAAAGCAACUAGACGCAGGAGCACUCUUUGUUCUCAAAUCCCGAGGAUCAUGGUUGCACAGUGGGUAUCAUCUGACAACAUCGAUAGUGGGGCCGGUGCUUUUGACUCUGCCAUUCUCAUUCACACUUCUGGGCUGGCCUGGUGGAGUCUUGUCUUUAACCCUAGCUGGUCUUGUUACCUUCUAUUCUUAUAAUCUUUUAUCUCUCGUCUUGGAGCGCCAUGCACAGCUCGGGCAUCGUCUGCUUCGCUUCCGAGAUAUGGCCACCCAUACUUUAGGGCCAAGAUGGGCCAAAUACUACGUAGGCCCACUUCAAUUGGCUAUAUGCUUCGGCGCAGUUAUUAGUGGUCCUCUUGUGGGAGGGCAAAGCCUCAAGUUCAUUUACAUUCUGUACAACCCAGCAGGAACAAUGAAGCUGUACCAAUUCAUAGUGAUAUGUGGGGUGAUCACAUUAGGGUUGGCUCAACUUCCAUCAUUCCAUUCCCUAAGGCACAUGAAUCUUGUAUCUCUUAUUCUCUGUGUGGCUUAUAGUGCUUGUGCCACAAUUGGUUCCAUAUAUAUUGGUAAGCAAAUUGAAUCAGAACAGAUACACAUGGCCUCUUCAACAGAAAACUAUAAAAAGAAAAUAUCUACCUAUAUAUAUAUGUGCUGUGUGUGUGUAUACAUUUCAGGUCAUCACUCAAAGAACAUUGCAGCCUCCAGAAGCUAUGCAGUGAAUGGGAGUAGUAUUGACAAGCUCUUCGGUGUCUUCAAUGGCAUUUCAAUCAUUGCUACAGCAUAUGCAUGUGGUAUCAUUCCUGAAAUACAGGCAACUAUAGCAGCACCUGUGAAAGGGAAGAUGUUGAAAGGGCUAAGUGUAUGCUAUUGUGUGAUAGUCACAACUUAUUUCAUGGUGGCAAUAUCAGGAUAUUGGGCAUUUGGGAAUCAAGCCAGUGUCACUAUUAUUGCUAGCUUCAUGGCACAACAACAAAAGCCUCUUCUUCCCACUUGGUUUCUUUUGAUCACCAACUUAUUCACUCUCCUACAAGUACUCGCUGUCACUGUGAUCUACUUGCAGCCAACAAAUGAAUUGUUCGAAACGAUUUUUGCUGAUCCAAAACUGGGAGAGUUCUCUAUUAGAAAUGUUGUGCCAAGAUUGAUUUCAAGGUCAUUAUCGGUGGUGGUGGCCACAGUAUUGGCUGCGAUGCUGCCAUUCUUUGGAGAUAUAAUGGCAGUGCUUGGUGCGUUUGGGUGCAUUCCUAUUGACUUCAUUUUGCCAAUGGUCUUCUUCAAUCUUACUUUCAAGCCCUCCAAACGCAGCCUUCUCUUCUGGGGCAACACAUUCAUAGCUUUAGCUUCCUCAGUUUUGGUUGUCAUUGGGGCCAUAGCAUCAGUUAGACAAAUAGUCCUUGAUGCCAAAACCUAUAGUUUGUUUUCUGAUCAUUAAUUAUAAUAUAUA